AUGUGGGCACCGACAAUUGCCUGCACUAUCCUCCUAUCAACAGGCCUACUGGCACAAAAAACAUUCGAGACACCCGACAUUGACGUCGCAGAGGCACUACUGGUGAACGGCGUGGAUAUUUCGACCAUUCCGGAACUGGCAAACAGAUCCACAAAGUCCUCCACAUGCUUUUGUUCGUGUCAAGUCCUCAAACGUAUCUUUGGUAGUAAUAAGGUUGAAGAUCGGGAAACGCUUUCGUACAGUGCGGCAAUAAACUACUUCUAUGCGGUCCAGCAGCGGGACGCAAAGCCGAUCUGCAUCUUCAGACCCGAGGAAGCCCUUGAUGUGUCGUCUUUGAUACUUCUUUCGCGUCUUACCCAAUGCCCAUUUGCAGUACGAAGCGGAGGUCAUGCGGCAUUUGCAGGUGCAUCAAGUAUUGACGGCGGUAUCACGAUUCUUUUCGAACGAAUGAAGCAGCUUACUCUCUCCAAAGACAAGAAAAUCGCUUCGAUACAACCUGGAAACCUCUGGUUUGACAUCUAUAAGACCUUGGCAAAGGACAAUCUUACCGUAGCAGGCGGCCGCGUCGGUGACAUCGGUAUCGGAGGCCUGGUUACCGGUGGGGGCAUUUCAUGGAUCGCAAAUCAACAGGGUUGGGCGUGUGACAACGUCGCCUCAUAUGAGGUCGUUGUUGCUUCGGGUCGCAUCGUGACAGCGACCCCCACUGAGUUUCCAGAUCUAUAUUGGGCGUUAAGAGGCGGAGGCAACAACUUUGGUAUCGUUACCAAGUUCAACCUCGAAACCUUUCCUUAUGGGAUGAUGCUUGGCGGAACAAGAAGGUUCGCCGAGUCCAGUUUUCCUGCAGCAAUUGAUGCUUUUGUCAAUCUGGGCAGGAAUGCUGCAGUCGAUACCAAGGCUGCGUACUAUAUGGCCGCUGGAUUGAUUGCUUCCUCCAACACCAGGCUGAUGUUGGCCGAACUCGUAUAUACGGACCCCAUAUUGGACCCUCCAAUCUACGAAGAGUACCGCAAUAUUCCAGCUAUUUCAGACGGCCGAAAGAUCGAUACUCUUGCCCAUUUCACGCUGAAGAUCGAGAGUUCGAAUCCGAAAGGCUUUCGACAGACAUUCUGGACUAUAUCAUGCAAGCUGGAUCGAGAUAUGGUCAAGUUCAUAGCGGAUGUGGGGUUUGAAGAAUUUGAAAAGUUGCGAGAUGUCGCAGAUAUUCUACCAGUGAAUGUAUUUCAAGUCAUCACCGUCCCGCAACUCGAGCAGAUGCAGAAGAAUGGCGGGAAUGCACUCGGUCUAUCACCCUCCGAUGGACCCAUCCUUCUCUGCUCGCUGAAUACUCGCUGGACCAACAUCAAGGAUGAUGAGUUGGUGUUAAAGUCACACGCCAAGAUAGUCAAAACGAUGCAAGCGGAAGCGAAACGGAGAGACUUGGCCAUUGACUACGUCUACAUGAACUAUGCUAGUCCGUUUCAGGACGUUAUCUCAAGCUACGGAAAGAACGCAGAGAAGUUGAGGCGCAUUGCACUCAAGUAUGAUCCUACUGAAGUGUUUCAGAAGUUGCAGCCGGGCUACUUCAAGCUACAUGGGCCACCUAAUCCCAUCUGGCCAUAG
Pyrenophora tritici-repentis Pt-1C-BFP is the source of this 1599-nucleotide messenger RNA. RefSeq names its product GlcD, FAD-FMN-containing dehydrogenase. The record is from RefSeq and is a predicted model, not a curated record. Lineage: Eukaryota; Fungi; Ascomycota; Dothideomycetes; Pleosporales; Pleosporaceae. Gene Ontology annotation, molecular function: oxidoreductase activity; FAD binding.